CCUCCAACCAUUUGCACAUCGUAUUGACCCUUCCAAAUGACCCAGCCUUCCGUCCCUGUGAGAAACUCCAGCUCCUUCUGUCAGACCUGGCUAAGGUCACCUCCUCCAAGAAGUCCUCCUUGAACCUCAGGUACAGCUAGUCCCCCACCCUUUGUCCCCACCUGUGCAUACCUGUUCCACAUUCUGUUGUCAUUUAAAAGUUGUCUGCGUCCCACUCCUCUCUGCAAACCUAGCAGCUGUCACAGAGCUGGCGAGUAUGUGGAAGGUGCUCAGUAAGCAUUUGCAGGGUGCGUGAAUGAGAAUGAGUGGCUGUCCACGCGUGUGACACGAGACCAGAGGAGCGCCUGGGCACUGCCCCUAUGCCUCCUCAGCCUAAGCUUACCCCUCUACUCUCAGGUAGACCCUUCGACCCUCAGGUAUACAUUGUCAGGUCCACGGUCAGAGUGAUUGGGGCCCUUGUGUUUGGCCACUGCUUCUUCUCGGAGGAUCCUACCUUCCAGGAACUGACUCAAGCCAUCGACUUUGGCCUGGCCUUUGUCAGCACCGUGUGGCGCCGGCUGUACGACAUGUUUCCCUGGGCCCUCCGCCAUCUCCCAGGACCUCACCAGGAGAUGUUCAGGUACCAGGAGGCUAUAAGGGGCUUUAUCUACCAGGAGAUCAUCAGGCACAAGCUUAGGGCACCUGAGGCCCCCAAGGACUUCAUCAGCUGCUACCUGGCCCAGAUCACUAAGGCCACAGAUGACCCUGUCUCCACAUUCAACGAGGAGAACCUGAUCCAGGUGGUGACUGACCUGUUUCUGGCUGGCACUGACACCACAGCCACCACCCUGCGCUGGGCGCUCAUCUACAUGGUCCAGCACAGAGCCAUCCAGGACAGGGUGCAGCAGGAGCUAGAUGAGGUGCUGGGUGCUGCCUCUGCUGUCUGCUACCAAGACCGAAAACGACUACCCUACACCUGGGCUGUCCUCCACGAGGUGCAGCGCCUCAGCAGCGUUGUGGCUGUGGGCGCCGUGCGCCAAUGCGUGACAUCCACCCACGUGUGUGGCUACCCUAUACCCAAGGGCACCAUCAUCUUGCCCAACCUGGCCUCCGUGCUCUAUGACCCCGAGUGCUGGGAAACCCCUCGACAGUUCAACCCUGGCCACUUCCUGGACAAGGAUGGAAGCUUUGUGGUCAAUGAGGCCUUCCUGCCAUUCUCUGCAGGGCAUCGGAUGUGCCCUGGGGACCAGCUGGCUCGAAUGGAGCUCUUCCUGAUGUUUGCCACCCUCCUGAGGAACUUUUGGUUCCAAUUGCCAGAAGGGAGCUCAGGUCUCAGGCUGGAGUACAUCUUUGGGGGCACCCUGCAGCCCCAGCCCCAGGAGAUCUGUGCAGUGCCCCGCCUGGACAGCCCCAGCCCAGGUCCUCGGGCAGAGGGCCAAUAG
This is a messenger RNA of Nycticebus coucang (slow loris), 1421 nucleotides long. RefSeq names its product cytochrome P450 2J2-like. Bases 360 to 1421 code for a protein of 353 amino acids. Gene Ontology annotation, biological process: arachidonate metabolic process; xenobiotic metabolic process. The transcript has 6 exons. NCBI's taxonomy places the organism in Eukaryota, Metazoa, Chordata, Mammalia, Primates, Lorisidae. Gene Ontology annotation, cellular component: intracellular membrane-bounded organelle; cytoplasm. Gene Ontology annotation, molecular function: heme binding; iron ion binding; oxidoreductase activity, acting on paired donors, with incorporation or reduction of molecular oxygen, reduced flavin or flavoprotein as one donor, and incorporation of one atom of oxygen. The record is from RefSeq and is a predicted model, not a curated record.